UUGGAUUGAUUGAUCUUCAGUCCCACGUGCGUUUCUUGUCGAGACGCCGCAGCGGCGCAGCUCCCAGUUUCACCUCCGCUGUUUAAACUUUAAUAGCGUCCAGGCAAAAUGGAGAAACUGAAUUUUUAUGCUGUUUGGUCCCUGCGUGACACUCCUCGACAGUUUAGUUGCAAAUCUAACAGAAGGCGCUUCCAAGUCCACGUUCCGCUGCCUCUCCCCAAACAGCUGGUCAUCUUCGGAUUCGGAGACUGGUCGUGCAAAGACACAGCAUUCUCUGCGGAGGUGGUGGUCAGUGAGGACGUCCAGCCACAGAACAUAGGGACUCUGUCCUCACAGAUAAAGUGUUUGACCUGGGAAGGUGACUGGAGUGAUGACAUCAUCACAGUGUCUGAAGAGAGAGGCAGGAGAGGAAUGUAUGGGAAGAUUGUGUUGAAGGCCUGCAGAGAGGAUAACACCAGUGUCAGCAGCACCCCUUUGGCCCAGAGGAAACUCCAGAUCUCAGGACCAUGCAGUGUGGCUGAUCUCUCCAGCUCAAUACAGGAAACUCUUGAAACUGAAACGUUCCCAGUGAUUAAAGUUGAGACCAGUGACUUUCCUCGCCCUGCAGCUCGGCCUUUGGAUAACACCAGUGUCAGCAGCACCCCUUUGGCCCAGAGGAAACUCCAGAUCUCAGGACCAUGCAGUGUGGCUGAUCUUUCCAGCUCAAUACAGGAAACUCUUGAAACUGAAACGUUCCCAGUGAUUAAAGUUGAGACCAGUGACUUUCCUCGCCCUGCAGCUCGGCCUUUGGAUAAGUCACCAACGCGUACUGUCAAUAAUCGGAGAGCCCGCCCGACGUGGAGCUCCGAUGAAACAGACAGUCUCACAGAGGACACGGACAAAACUCCCACUUCCAAAAGGACGAAACUGUGCAGCAUUAACAUCCGGGAGAAAAUAACUGAGCAGAUUAAAAACGAAAGCAGGGAAGUUUCAGCAUGUCCAUCAAAGCGCUGGAGCCACACUCUGUGUCUGAGUGACCCAGAUACGGCUGUCCUGAUUGGAGGGGAAACUUCGAAUCAGAACUACUGUGAGGAUUCGCUGUGGAAGCUUGAGUUGGACAGUAACUUCUGGUUCCCAAUGAACUCGUCUGCUACUGGACCAGUGCCUCCAUGUACCCGAGGACACACAGCGACCUUUGACCAAGACUCUAAGGCAGUCUUUGUGUACGGCGGCCUGAGGGAGAGUCAGUGCUACAGCGAGCUGUACAUCCUUAAUACUCUGACCUGGAAGUGGAGACUUGUCACUGCAAAAGGGAAAGUGCCGGCUUUAUCAUACCAUUCAGCAGUUUUCUACCAGAAAGAGCUUUUUGUCUUCGGAGGAGUUCAGCCAAGCAAUGGACUGGGAGAUAAAUGCAGCAACGCUCUCUACAUCUUCAACCCAGAAUAUGAGCUCUGGUACCAGCCCAUUGUGGAGGGAGACAAGCCUCUGCCUCGCUUUGGGCACUCAGCUACGCUUCUUGGACAGAAACUGGUCAUUUUUGGAGGACAAAUGACUGCUGCCUACUUAAAUGAUCUUCAUGUUUUAGAUCUGGGACUGAUGGAGUACACAGCUGUGAAAUGUGCGAACAGGCCACCAUUGCCUCGAGGGUUUCAUGCAGCAGCUCCAGUGUUGGGAAACAGGAUUUUGAUCAGUGGAGGCCGCAGUGCAAUUGGACCUCUGCAGGAUGUGCAUGUCUUCAACACUGACACCGACAUGUGGAGCUCAGUGACAUGUCCACUGCUUUGCUCUAAACCCUGUGCAGGACACAGCAUGAUAAAUUUACAAACUGAGCAAGGUGAAAACAGAAAUAUCAAGUGCACAGUGCUGGUCUUUGGUGGGUCUGACUGCUCUGGUUCCUUCUACAACGACACACAAAUAUUUUGCCUGGAAAUCACUGACAAAUGAUCCAUGCAGUCGCAGACAACUGAUGUGAAAGAAAAGUGGUUUAUUUUGCUUUAUUCUGGUUUGAAUUAUUCAUAAUGUGACCUCAAAUUGUGUACCAGUAAUAAGAUGUAUGCACUAAUACCUGAAGUUUUGCACUUUGCAUAACAAAUCUUUAAUUUGCAUGUUUUGGACAUUACGAAUUUGUGCGUUAUUGUGUGUUGGUAAAACAUUUUUACAUAAUGCUGUGGAAUAUUUUAUGAGUUUCAUUGUUUAAUGCUGAUUAAAUAAAAACACUUGUUUUAAAGUACUUUAUUUAA
Messenger RNA from Xiphophorus maculatus (southern platyfish), 2219 nucleotides. Its product is annotated as kelch domain-containing protein 3-like. The transcript is spliced from 15 exons. Gene Ontology annotation, molecular function: protein binding. The coding region runs from base 109 to 1923 and encodes 604 amino acids. The record is from RefSeq and is a predicted model, not a curated record. Lineage: Eukaryota; Metazoa; Chordata; Actinopteri; Cyprinodontiformes; Poeciliidae.